Messenger RNA from Fonsecaea multimorphosa CBS 102226, 1311 nucleotides. RefSeq lists its product as uncharacterized. NCBI's taxonomy places the organism in Eukaryota, Fungi, Ascomycota, Eurotiomycetes, Chaetothyriales, Herpotrichiellaceae. The transcript has 2 exons. The record is from RefSeq and is a predicted model, not a curated record. The coding region runs from base 1 to 1311 and encodes 436 amino acids.
AUGAAAUCUAAGUCUGAAUCUUCAUAUAGGAGGCCUUUCCGGUCCGGGCCAUACGGUUCUGCACAAAAUCGUCCAGUCCCAACAAUCGUGCAAAAAUUCGACGCGGAAUCGGGCCAGGUGUACUCUGAAGUAGAAGUACGUCCGAACCGAAACAAGUACUCAGACUGGAUUGGUGAGCCCAAGACGCCUGGUUUGGUCAAGAAGCCACGCCCGAAUCCGAAUGGUGCCCGUUCUUUGGCGGCUAUGGCGAGGACCAAAGUUGCUACAGAAUUCAGAAACCUAACUCCGGAGCACUUUGCAACGGUGCCCUGGCCUAUAGCACAGAAGGUCUGGGACCAACUGCUAUCAAUGCGAGCAGAGAGUUUCCACGCUUGGAAGACUCUGGCGACGGCGUACACAAGUCCAGAAGAGUUCGCAAGGCGUGAAUACCGGUAUCUCUUGGAAAUAAAGCAAGUGGGAGUGCCAAUUACGGAAUAUUUCAAUGGCAUUACGUCCGAGGAAUUAAAGUGGCUUACUUGCCUCCGAGUCUCCCCAAAGCAGAUGGCUACGAGCAGCCUGGUCUCGAUACACACCAUCACCAAUCUCGCUGUGCUUGAUCUUUCGGACGGGCAGGUGACGAUUGACAACGAGGCCUCCAAAUUUGACGAACGUGUUUUGCGUUCUUGGGCAGAGCUUGCACGCUCGGGACAGGCCUUUCAGCACCUGCGGGUGGUACUGUAUGGUUGGCAGGAACAUCUGGCGGACUGGAUCUUCAAAUAUGCAGACUGCUUCCCAUCUUUAUGUCACAUUAUCAUCACAGAUUGUCCGAGAAUGCACCAAAAAAACCGAGGACUGUGGGAACCCACCGCACAAGCCGCAGGAUGGGAAGCUAGGCAUGCCAAAAAGAGUGCGAAAAGUCUCCGGCCGAUCAUUGGAGACAAGGACUUUGCUUUUGGCUCAGUCUCGGGUUGCUACUAUGACAGUUCGGAGCUGUACAGCCAGAUAGCGCACAAUCGCCGGCCCAGCCUUGCUGACUGCCGACCGGUACUGGAAGCGUGGAUCGGCAAUCCUCGACCUUGGUCGCAUAUUGUUGACGACUUUCCUUCGACAAGAACGAUUUUUCUGGAGAAUAUCAAGACACAGAGCUGGAAGGCCAAAGAUGGAUCUUCUACCAGCAGCAGCAACCGCGAAACAGCGAAGAGGGUGCGAAACCAGGAACAAGGAACUCCUGGAGCGACAUCGCCUCCUCCGAAGCGAGGCUCGCGGGCAAGGCCUGCGAUGAAAUCGAAUGGGAGGAACGUCACGGACAUGCUGAAUGAGUUCACGACAUAG